Cyclopterus lumpus (lumpfish) is the source of this 1492-nucleotide messenger RNA. RefSeq names its product COP9 signalosome subunit 6 (gene cops6). Gene Ontology annotation, biological process: protein deneddylation. Gene Ontology annotation, cellular component: COP9 signalosome. NCBI's taxonomy places the organism in Eukaryota, Metazoa, Chordata, Actinopteri, Perciformes, Cyclopteridae. The transcript has 10 exons. Bases 226 to 1176 code for a protein of 316 amino acids. Gene Ontology annotation, molecular function: metallopeptidase activity; protein binding. The record is from RefSeq and is a predicted model, not a curated record.
CUGUAGUACCGAGCGGCAGUUUGCCGCUUAAAUACAAUUAUGUUUCUUUAUGCUCCACAUAACGUGUCUCAGUUAAAUUCUGUCUUGCUUUCUGUAAACGCAUGUUGGAUUUAUGACAGUAAUUAUGUGGUAGAACUUAUUUCAAAUCAUACUGAUGAAGCUAUAUUGCCACCUAACGCUCGUUAGGUGAACAGUUCACUGCGCCUGCGCGGGUUACCGGACAAGAUGGCGACCAGCAAUGGUGGAGGAAUGGAAGUGGAUGGGGCAGCCAGCCCCAGUGUUAUGGCCGCAGGGGUCACCGGAAGCGUCUCUGUGGCCUUGCACCCUCUGGUUAUCCUCAACAUAUCCGACCACUGGAUACGCAUCCGCUCACAAGAGGGACGACCAAUGCAGGUGAUUGGCGCCCUGAUCGGGAAGCAGGAGGGAAGAAACAUCGAGGUGAUGAACUCCUUUGAGUUGCUGUCUCAGACCAUAGAUGACCGAGUGCAUAUUGACAAAGAGUACUACUACACCAAGGAGGAACAAUUUAAACAGGUCUUUAAAGAGAUGGAGUUCUUGGGCUGGUACACCACAGGCGGCCCACCUGACGCAUCAGACAUCCACAUUCACAAGCAGGUGUGCGAAAUUAUUGAGAGCCCGCUCUUCCUCAAACUCAAUCCAUUGACCAAGCAUACAGAUCUUCCCGUUAGCGUUUAUGAAUCUGUGAUUGACAUCAUCAAUGGCGAGGCUACCAUGUUGUUUGCUGAGCUGACGUAUACUCUGGCAACAGAAGAAGCGGAGAGAAUCGGGGUUGACCACGUAGCUCGAAUGACAGCCACGGGCACAGGAGAAAACUCAACAGUUGCUGAACACCUUAUAGCCCAGCACAGUGCGAUAAAGAUGCUCCACAGCCGGGUGAAGAUAAUUCUAGAGUACGUCAAAGCCGUGGAAUCAGGCGAGGUGCCAUUUAACCACGAGAUCCUUCGAGAAGCCAACGCCCUGUGCCACAGAUUGCCAGUCCUCAGUACCAUAAAGUUCAAAACUGACUUCUAUGAUCAAUGUAAUGACGUGGGCCUCAUGGCCUACUUAGGCACCAUCACCAAGACCUGCAACAGUAUGAACCAGUUCAUCAACAAGUUCAACGUGCUGUACGACAGACAGGGAAUCGGCCGGAGGAUGAGAGGACUCUUCUUCUGAGCCGGCAGAGCGACGAACAUGCACUGCAGUUUAUUUUUCUGUUUUCUUCUUGGACAUGUUUUGUAUUUUUUUGGUUAGCUAAAACAAAUUCGGCAGUAAAUUUUCAAACAAGUUUACUGCUUUUCAACCACAAGUGUAUCGAAAAGCACUUAAUUACACAAAUCUAAAAGAGAUAUGUACAAAAUCGCUAAACCUUUUCUUGGUUACGCACAGAAAUUAAUCCACUAUACAUGAACGUUAUAUUAUUUUACCCCGUUUGUUUUAUUGUUUCAUGUUGCUGUAUGUAAUAAAUGAUCUGCUGAUUUUUUUCAUUGGA